GGCGCAAUACAGAGAUGCUACUUAUUCUUGUGCUGCCAGUCAUUCCUCACGACAAUACUACUCAUCUACACCAGCAACCAAGCUCGGUGGAUUCCCUCCUCGCUAUGACACGCUACGCCUCUUCACGCAAGAGGUCGCUGAUGUCGCUCUCCUGGUCUCAGCUCGCUUGCCUUGCCUUCCUGCGUCUACCCCGCAUCGUCCCCCGAGUCUUGCUUCCUUACACCACCUCCCCCAAUACUCCCUACCCGCACGUCAUCCGGCUGCCAUCACGGGAACCAGGUCGUAGCAUCUACUGCUGGAUUUUCUUGCCCUCUGAGCACGAGCUGGCCCAGUCGACCUUGGCGACAAGCGGUACUGGGCGGAUACCCAUCCACGUCGACUUUCAUGGUGGGGGCUUCAUCAUGGGUCAGCUGUCCGAGCAAGCGCCUUUCUGCAGCAUGCUUGCCCGUCGUCUCGGUGCGGCAGUCAUCACUGUGGACUACAGACUCGGACCUCUAGAUACACACCCUGCCGCGUUGCACGAUGCAGAAGACGUAGUGCGGUGCUGUGUUGACGAGACCUUUUCAGUUGGGUACACUGCCUUACGAUCCCACAUUGCCGCCUUUUACUCCAAAACGGGAUCGAGGAACGUGCAACUCGACUCUACUCGCUUGUCGCUUUCCGGCUUCUCGUCGGGAGGCAAUAUUGCCCUUAAUAUGCUAGUCUCGUGCCCCGACUGGCCCUCGCCGCUCCAUCCUUCUCGCCACCCAUACGACAUUCCCGCUCUGCUCUUCUUUCCCAGCGUGGACGCGCGACAGCUGUCACACGAACGUCCUAGACCAGAGGGAAUGCCAGCGUCAGAUCCCAGUAGCUGGAUGAGCUGGCUGUCAAGACACAUGGAGGAUGCCUACCUGGAGAGGUGGCAGCGUGGCGAGACGCGAGCUAGUCCUGGUCUGGCCCAACUCUCGAGCGAUGUGGAAAGGAAGCAGGCGGUGGACAGGCUGAUCGAAGUCGAGCACGACGAAGAAGCAGAGGGGGGAUCACGGUCAAUGGCAGCUAGACGAGCACAGGCUUCAGAUGUUAUCAUCGACUUGACCGAAGACAGUCAGUCCCAAGGUAGUGGAAGUGCUGGCAACGAGCUCCACUCGUUGUCGCACUGCCUCCUCGUCCUGCCUACGUACGAUACCCUGGCCCAUCAGUCGGGUCUUUGGCUCGAAGCCCUGGAAAGGGCUGGUAGGCUGGCAGCUCCUCGCGACUGGGACGGAGAAGACGGGUCUGGGUCGAGGACGCACGGCGUGACACCUGUCUAUGCUCGGGACAUGCCUCAUGGAUGGACUCAAUUCCCUGACUUUGCGCUCAGCGAGGAACAGAAGCGGUCAAAGUACGACGUCUUUGACAGAAGCGUGGAAUUCGUGACGACGGUGUGGGGCGGGCGGCAGGAGUCCUGAUACCCAUCGACUGUUUGUACAUACACUGUAUAUCAUCUAGCAUUGUCCUUCAGGAC
Molecule: messenger RNA, 1483 nt
Organism: Microstroma glucosiphilum
Lineage: Eukaryota; Fungi; Basidiomycota; Exobasidiomycetes; Microstromatales; Microstromataceae
Product: alpha/beta-hydrolase
Exons: 1
Coding region: 15-1427 (470 amino acids)
Molecular function (GO): hydrolase activity
Source: RefSeq, a predicted model, not a curated record